CUCCUCCCCCCCCCUCCGUCCUCCCUCCUCCCCCUCCCGUCGGCCGGCCACAUUCCCCGCUACCUUUCACCCCUGAGAAACCCCGAUCUGAGGCGCUGCAGCAGACAAACUCCGGGACAACAUGGCGUCAGGUGUGACAGUGAACGAUGAGGUCAUCAGGGUGUUCAACGACAUGAAGGUGAGGAAGUCUUCAACCCAGGACGAGGUGAAGAAGAGGAAGAAGGCGGUGCUGUUCUGUCUGAGCGAGGACAGGAAGAAGAUCAUCGUGGAGGAGGGGAAGCAGAUCCUGGUGGGGGACAUCGGGGAGACGGUGGAUGACCCCUACGCCUGCUUCGUUAAGCUCCUCCCCCUUAACGACUGCAGAUAUGGCCUGUACGACGCCACCUACGAGACCAAGGAGUCCAAGAAGGAGGACCUCGUCUUCAUCUUCUGGGCUCCAGAGAACGCUCCACUGAAGAGCAAGAUGAUCUACGCCAGUUCAAAAGAUGCCAUCAAAAAGAAGUUUACAGGUAUCAAACACGAGUGGCAGGUGAACGGGCUGGACGACAUCCAGGACCGCACCACGCUGGCCGAGAAGCUGGGCGGGAACGUUGUGGUGUCUCUGGAGGGCAAGCCGCUGUGAUGUCAUCGCGGCGAGCCGAGCGGAGCCAAGCCAACCGCCGUGCCAUCCGGACCGAAGCACCUGACCCCACGCCGCUUCACUCAGCAGCUUGCUCUGUCUGUAUCCAUGUCCUGAAGGAGUUAGCGUCUUUAGGCCUCUUUGUUUUCUUUUUGUUCUUUUUGCUUUUUUCCAACAUGAAGGAGAUCUCAUUAACAUAAUGAUAUGCAAACCCCUCCCAGUUUGUUGCCACAUGACUUCUGUUCACCUGGCAGAAAAAAAAUGACACACUACCAAACCCCAGGACGGUUGUCUCUCUCACAGCCAGAGUUUUGCCAAAAAGUCGAUGUGAAGGAAGCAGCCACACGUGUUGGAGGCGAGCGCCACGGAGCUCCGCCUCCUGCAGCACACGGGUCAUGAAGCUUUUUACAUAUGACUUUAUUUAUUAUUGUUAACUGUUGUUUCUUCUUCGGCAUGUUCACACCAGGCAGACUUAUUGUUAGACUAUGCAUUGAGAGGAGGAGAAGAAGAAGAAGAUUUUAACCCAGCACUUUCUGUUGAAACACUACAGCUUAAAUUCUGACGUCACCGAGCUUGUAACGUUUGUUUACCUCAGUCUCACUCCUGUCGGACUCGCCGUCAUUCUAGCUGUUUGGUCGUCGCCUUACUUUCAGUUUGAAUGUAACCGUCACACCACUUAGUUAGAGUGCACUUUUAUUUUGUAAAGAAACACUACAGGAAGCAGAUUUGACCCCAGCCGUGAGAGACGACCCCACAAAAACAUCAAGAACACGACGACAUCUGGAGCCUUAAAGUGGAACGUUGUUUCUGAGAUCACAGGAAGCCACUUUGCAAUAAAAGCCUGUGGCAGAUCUGA
This is a messenger RNA of Micropterus salmoides (largemouth bass), 1475 nucleotides long. RefSeq names its product cofilin 2 (muscle) (gene cfl2). Lineage: Eukaryota; Metazoa; Chordata; Actinopteri; Centrarchiformes; Centrarchidae. Gene Ontology annotation, cellular component: actin cytoskeleton; actin cortical patch; cytoplasm. The record is from RefSeq and is a predicted model, not a curated record. Bases 122 to 622 code for a protein of 166 amino acids. The transcript is spliced from 4 exons. Gene Ontology annotation, biological process: actin filament severing; cell motility; actin filament fragmentation. Gene Ontology annotation, molecular function: actin filament binding.